Messenger RNA from Cynocephalus volans (Philippine flying lemur), 699 nucleotides. RefSeq names its product immunoglobulin lambda-1 light chain-like. The record is from RefSeq and is a predicted model, not a curated record. Bases 1 to 699 code for a protein of 232 amino acids. The transcript is spliced from 5 exons. NCBI's taxonomy places the organism in Eukaryota, Metazoa, Chordata, Mammalia, Dermoptera, Cynocephalidae.
AUGGCCUGGACCCCUUUCCUGCUCCCCGUCCUCACUCUCUGCACAGGUUCUGUGUUCGCCUAUGAACUGACACAGCCACCCUCGGUGUCUGUGUCCCUUGGACAGACGGCCAAGAUCACCUGCUCUGGAGAUGCAGUGGAUAAAAGAUACUCUCACUGGUACCAGCAGAAGGCAGGCCAGACCCCUGUGCUGGUUAUAUACAAAGACAGUGAGAGACCCUCAGGGAUCCCUGACCGAUUCUCUGGGUCCAGCUCGGGGAAGACAGUCACGCUGACCAUCAGUGGGGCUCAGGCUGAGGAUGAGGCUGACUACUACUGUCAGUCAUCAGACAGCAGUGGUCACGUUGUGUUCGGCAGAGGCACCCAGCUGACUGUCCUCGGUCAGCCCAAGGCCGCCCCCUCGGUCACUCUCUUCCCGCCCUCCUCUGAGGAGCUCAAAGACAACAAGGCCACACUGGUGUGUCUGAUGAGUGACUUCUACCCGGGCGCCGUGACGGUGGCCUGGAAGGCAGACGGCACACCCGUCACCCAGGGCGUGGAGACCACCAAGCCCUCCAAACAGAGCAACAACAAGUACGGGGCCAGCAGCUUCCUGACCCUGUCGCCCCAGCAGUGGAAUUCCCACAAAAGCUACAGCUGCCAGGUCACGCACGAAGGGAGCACCGUCGAGAAGACGGUGGCCCCUGCAGAGUGUUCUUAG